Molecule: messenger RNA, 8911 nt
Organism: Amoebophrya sp. A25
Lineage: Eukaryota; Dinophyceae; Syndiniales; Amoebophryaceae
Source: the annotation of a GenBank genome assembly
CGUACAACAGACAACUACUGCUCUCUUGAUUGAACUUCUUGAUGAGCAAAGUUGGUGAUCUGGCCCUCCACUCACUUGCUAUUGAUUUUUGUUGAUUGUCUAGAUUUUUUAUAGAAGUAGUGAAAAGUAACUGAAAUUUGUUGCUACUCGCUUCACGAUAGAAGUAGUUGAAUAUAUAGUUACAGUGGAUGGCUCUACGACAGGCUCUCUUUGAAGCUAGACAGCGGCAGGAGCAAGAGCGGCAAGAGCAAGAGCUACGGGAGCAAAGCCUGCAGAGAGAGGAAAGUUAUGGCUAGUUUUUCACUAUCCCAUGUUGGACUUCUUGAAUGAAAACUGAGUGAAAAACUAGCGUUAAGAAAGAGCCGACGAAACCGAGCGCCUUGGGGGGCGUUGUUUACGCCUCCUCACCACGGUAUUAUUAUUUUUUUUUUCCAGCGUUGUUUUGUUUUAAAUUUUAUCAACCGGUGAUGAUUGAAAUUAAUUGCCGACAGAUGCUCUCUUGUGGCACUUCGCAAACCGGAUUUUUUCUUUUUCAUAUACUGUCAUCACUGCUCUGGUGGUUACUACUGUCCCACAUUGUUCCACUACGUUCUUACCCAUCAUCCCUCUAUGAUCAGUUAACCACUCAAUCACUUAGCCAAAAUCAACACUCAAUCACUUGAAUAGCCAAAAUGAAUGAAUCAACUACUUAGCCAAAAUCAAGACUCAAUCACUUGAAUAGCCAAAAUGAAUGAAGGAUUCACACUGAAAAUUUGCCACAGAUGCUCUGUUGUGGCGGUCGGGAAAAAAUGUCCGUGGAACCUAAGACGCUAUUGCAAGAUACAAGCUCCAGUAGUAACCAGAAAAAGACUGGAGCAGGUCAGAAAGCGGCCGCGCCAGGUCACAAAUUAUGAUUUGAAGGUCAUUCAGAUUCUGUCUCUACGGGUGCUAGGAAAGGCAUGACUAUCAGGGGCAUACUACCCAUGACAUAGGAGGUCAUGAUACUAUGUAUUCUUUUCAAUGAUAUGAGGACUUCAAACAUCAUAGUAGAUGGUGCUUUUCCUUCGACUCUGUAGUAUUACCUUCAAUAAUAUCAAGCCACGAUACGGUCUAGAAUCUGACUUACAAGUUUUGUAAUCUCAUACUGAUACUCACUUGGCAAGUUAGAUCUCACUUCAUAUUUCUUGGUUCUCGGUCGUUACGAUGUGGUGGAAGGAAAAGCUGGCGUCUUGGGCGAGGGCUCCUUCAGUUAUGAGGAAGUAUUUUUCAGUGAGUAAAGGUACUAUGAUAGGUGGUACAACACAACGAACAUUAUUAAAUUACAUAUUUACCAAACCAGGAUUACUGAUUUGUCAUACUUGCUGGAUUAGUGCUAGUUUGUAGAAGACGCAGGACGUUUGCGUAGCUAACUGAUACCGUAUUUCACUCGCUACGAUUUUCACCAUCUGUAAGAACAUAAGUAAAGCAGCCGGUCAGCUUUCCCUCUAUUCUUAGGUUUAUCCCUUCUUUCUAACUCUGCGUUGUCCAGAAGGCUGUGUGUCGACAGACGGGGAAAGCGGUGGCGGUGAAAACCUACAAGCUCACCGAUGGGAAGUAUGAUUAUGCGAACGUCUUGUAGUUGCUAUCACAGACUCCGAGGAUACAGUAAAAAAUGUAAAAAAUUAUACUAGCGAAAAAUGUAAAAAAUGAUUGUCUUUUUUUUGUUAUCACUAUUGCUACGUAUUAUACUUCUCUCCGUUGAUUGUCGUAAAGCAUGAAAGCAACAUGAACUUUUUUGUCGUAGAGCACAUAACCAACGACACCAGGUGGACCAGCACGACCAUAUUAACUUUAACCGGCGACAGGAGCACGACCUCCACAUUUUAAGAUAUUUCUAAUUUCACAAGGAUGACUGGGAGAGCUGCUUGCUGAAAUUCAAGCGGCAGAUUCAAGUCAUGGGCAUGCUGAUGGAGCCCGUGAAUACGAAAGCGCAACUGAUUCAUCCUUGUUUGCUGAAAAUCGAUCCCCGAAAAUGCUUCAUUUUAUGGAGAAGUAAGUGAGCAGAAAUAAAUAAGGUGCUUACAACUUGACAACUUCGUUGGGUGUAGACUUUGAAGACUUUCAUAGCGGCUUGCCGGUUACUCGUCCACUGAUUAGAUGUUGCCUGCGUGUAGAGGACCGUAGGAUACCAAAAACGGUAUCAUCUAAAAUGAACAGUAUUUUCAUACAUAGGUCGAAUUCUUCCAGUAGCACAAAAUCUUACUCUAAGGAACGAGCUUUUGGACUAUAGCAAGGAUGCAAAAGGCAACCCUGGCCCAGAUCCGACAGAUGGGAAGCUCUUAAGGCGUAGAAGAAGCUUUUUACUUGUUUUUGUACAACUUCUUCAAUAUUUAUACUGCUUGGGUAGAAGAUUUUUGUACAACUUCUUAUUCUUGGGUAGAUUUUUUCACGUUGCCGCGUCUGCUGUUUUUUCACUUUGCGUUUUUUCGACUUUUUGCUAGGGUCGUUUCUUGCGACUAGCUUUCCUCUGAGGAUUAUCUGGAUUCGAUACUCUACCAGGUAGUACUACUCUAGGUAGCACCUUUCUGGCGAAUCUAUCAAAGUCUAUAAUUAAACCUCUUUUCUAGGCACAGAAAGAAUGAAAGUCAAUGGACGAUCAUCUUUCCAUAAAUAAAUGCACAUAAGGUACUAGGUUAUAUAUAAUGCACUCCACCUUCGCUAAUCCUAUAUGUAGUGACAGAAGUUGCGGAUUACUCCUUGAAGGACUACUUGGGCCAAGCAAGCGAGGAACGAAAAGACUUGGGUCCGGAAACCGUGCGACAAAUUGCGAGAUCGUUCUUAUGUCCUUUGUACUAUAAGUACUUUGAUGAUGAAAAUAGUUAUAACUAAUUGCCUGUUCAUGUUGUCGUACUAUUGCUUUUCUUGAUGUUGUACAAUAUUGAGUUUCAGCCGUGGCCGUGCAAUGCUUGCCGCUGAUAUUGAUUUCACGUUAUCCAUUCGGCAAUUCAUAUCCUCCUCUUUGGUUGUCUAUGCCUUUGUUCCGUCUCUAUCAGAGGCAUAUUGCAUUUUUUGAAAUUUAUCGCCCUUCCCUUUCAUUUCCCGUUGUAUCGAUGGCGAUGCUGCAUGUGAAGGGCCUAGCGCACUUGGACAUGAAGCCAGAAAACAUCAUGCGUGCAGGCGCAACGUGGAAAGUGAUAGAUGUAGACGGGUGUACACCUUUGGGCAAGGCCAUAUCUUAAGGCUAGCACUUCACUAUCCUAUGUGGACAAAGUUUCCCUCCUUUGAUUUCUUAAAGGGGAACAAAAAUCAAGGGGAAAAUAACGGAACCAACUCACUCAGCAACUCACUCAGAUUUUAGCAGGGAGAGUGAAAUACCGAUCUUCUUUAAAUAUCGAUCAACGACAGCAGUAUCUCCUUCUCGCCCUGUUACUGUGCCCCGGAGUGGGCCCACUUUCUUAUCGAAGAUGGGGAUUUUUUGAAGGUACUUCUGAACUCUGAAGUCGUCUUUUUAUCUUUUAUCAUCCACAUUGAUCAUUUACUUUUACAUCUUCUACUCUUUGGAGAACUCUCAUGUCCAGAUUCUGGACAUGAGAGUUCUCCUAUUUGAAGAUUUGGAUCAAUCUGUUCGAUGAUGUACUAUACUAGGGACCUUUUUUUGAAUUGAUUCUUGAUCAACUACAACAGGUCGGCCACCAGCUUGAUGUUUGGAGUGUUGGGAUCAGUCUAUGCGAACUGAUCGCAUUGGAUGCGGUCCUAAAGCCAAAAUACGUUUCGAUUUAUAUUAUGGCCACCGACGGUGAUGACAAUUUAUAAAAUGUUAGUUCCAGAAUGUUAAUGACCGAGGAGGUGGACUAUUAUAACCUCACAUCAUGCUGGGUCCAGGGAUGAAAAUGAGGAAAACCACUUUGGUAUGACUCAGGCAUGAUAUUAAGCAUAGACAGGAGACAAGGGCAUGAAAUAGAGAUGACUCCAAAUAAGUAGAGCAAGUGACUCCACAUUAUUGAGAAAAACUCUACCUCUAGUGUCUAGUACUACUGCCUCCCCACUAGUAGAUCAAAAUCAAAAUCAUCUAAGUAUCGAAGCGCUGGCAGCCAUCGAAAAGCGGGGUUUCUCUUUCUUGAGUGGCUGGCGAAUCCGAAGGAGCAAUUAGUGAUGGACGAAAAGGUAGGAAACUUCGACCCAGAUUUCAAGAACAUGGUUCUAGAUCGAAUGCUGGUAAAGGAGGCGACGCAAAGGAUCUCCCUAUCAGAAGUGCUAGAUUGCCGUUACAUUUAUGAUUUAUAUCUUCUGCAAGGUAUGUAGCUUAGUUUAUUUGGUUUAUUUGGGCCAGCGCUUCUCGGCCAUGCUAGUGGUUUGAGAUCAUGAUUUGUCACUUGGGGUAAUUGUAGUAAGUGCUAGCGUUGACUUCCAGUAGAAGGUUGUGUUCUUUGUGAAUCCCAGAAGCCAGAGCGAAAAAAAGAAAGAGCAUUUCCAAUUUAUCAGAGCUGCCAUGCCAGUGGAGUAUUUAUUGCAUGCCAUUGGAGGUUCUUGUGAUUGUGUUCUUUGUGAAUGUCAUUCGUUACAUGUAAUCGUAGGGUUUUUUCGCAACCUACUGUACUAUGAUCCGCUUUCCCAAUCCAAAUCUCCCUUGUUCUUACUCUCCAGCGACGCUUAAAGCACUAAGUAAAGCAACCGGUUCGUUUUCGUCUCUAUACUCUAGGUCUAUCCCUUCAUGCAAUACUAUGUUCUUAUCCGCCCAACCCUCACCCUCUAACAUCCCAAAGACUGCAUAGUUCCUGGAUUGGAUACGAAUACGAAGGGCACUGAGGACGCGGAGAAGGACGAAAAGAUCAAGAAACAUCGACGCGAACGGGGACUGGAAGAGGUGACAGACAAACCUCCAUUGAUCAAGGUUAUGGAAUAUCCGAUUUAUAUUUUACUCGGUUGAUUUCAAUUUUUUGGGGAGAAGUCACAGACAUGGAAAUCUCCAUUGAUCAAAUUGAUUAUGCAUAGCUAUGUUGUAUAACUUUGCACGAUGGAAAACACAUCCUACUACACAGUGGCGAGUUCAGUAUGUGCAAUGAAUUGAUUGAUGCUACUAGCUCCACCAGUGCGUUACUACUGCCUCUAAGACAAGCGUUCUUUACAAGUUGAACAGCGAUGGAGAAAAAUCAAACCCGGAACACUGGCUACGCAGGGACAUGUGGCUGGCGCAUAAUGGAAACCUCUGCUAUUACAGUCAGAAAAAGAACAAGGUACUGCUCAUUAUUUUUGAGAAGAAGUACUUAGUUAGACAUACUAUAGUAUACAAUGCGGACACAACUACAGUCGAGCAAGGGGUUUAUGUCCAGCGACGCUUAAAGCACUAAAGUCUAAAGCAGCCGGCUAGUUUUCCCUCUAUUCUUAGGCUUAAAUCCCUUCAAAUCAAGUAAGUAACUAUAUUCUUGAAGACUGACAAGCGUUGCUUUAUAUGGUCCUCGCCAGAAAAACAAGAAGAACAGUUUGUUCCUGCUGUGUAGACUUUUACUGAAGAAAUCUCCACCUUAUGCUUCUCUUCAUCUCUUCUCUUCAGCGUCUUGUAUUGUUGGAUUUGAAGCAUUUGGCAUUAGCGAAACUAUCAAAAGUGGAGGGCGCCUGUGCGCACGAUCAUGUUUUUUGCGUGGAUUUUGUGGAGGACGAGGAUGCCAUGGAUGAUGAUGCUAAGGUAUAAUAGGAACAUAGGUCUGAUGAUCAUCAUGCUAAGGUACAAGGCAUCGAUUGAUGCUUAGGUAUAGAAACAUAGGUGAUGAUGCUAAGGUAUUAUCGGGGAUAACGAUGAUGGUGCUAAGGCAUAGGUGUCUGCACAGGGAUAGAUAUUGGACGAUUUCCAGUUUCAAUGAUUGUCGUGUGUACUCACAACUCCAUCGCACAACUCCAUCGCACACAACACCCACCUCACAAACACAAUCUUCAGGCCCUCCAAGACACAGUGCACGAGUUGCAGUACUAUGCCGCAGAGAGUGCGGGUGAGUUGGAGAAGUGGCUUUCUAUGCUGAAUAAGGUCGUGGAACAACCAGACAAGUACGCCAACUUGGACACGAAGAUGCUGGUAUUUUUGCUUCUGUUCUGUCUUUUUUCAGUUUCAGACACACAGUCACACUCUAACUCUAACAAUCUUUCGGUCCUCAAAAUCACGCUAAGGCCCCCUUUCACUUCGCCCUUCGGAUCAACACAACCCUCGUUGGGAUACAACGCAAUGAGUGUAAAGAAACUCAUGCUCUUUUUCCUUGCUGCCCUUCUCCCACGGCCGGUUUUUCCAUUCUCUCUCUACCUCCAUCCAUCAACCUACUAGGUGUCUGCUGGUUUGAUUCAAGACUUUAGGGAUUACAAGAUGCUCAUCCGCAACCGACGCGAAAAGAUCGAUCGAAGUAGUCAUCAGUACCAACCUGUCUUCGAGAAGGAAUUGUGGAAGCUUAAUAGCGAUGGUACAACUAGUAUGGAUAUGGAGUACUAGUAGUAGUAGUACUUACAGCUUCGUCCUAUGACAGGAGAGCAAUUGUGGACGAUUCCGAAUAGUGAUGGUGCUAACUACUACGGAGCAAGUACUUAGCUUCAUAUUACAGAACUGAAUUCAGAGUCGUGCUCGUGAUGGUACAGGUAAUAUCGUACUACGACGACUAAAUUCCUAUUUCAAAUUUCUUACCUGCUUUGUCGAAGUUGCAAUCCAAAAUGAAUUAUCAGUUCUUGAUCCAUGUGUUCAUCUGGACGACUUUUCAUCUAAUACACUAACCAGGUGAUCCACUGCAUGAGGAUGAUUGGACAUUCCGCAACAUGUGGCUGGCAAAGAACGGAGCUUUUUGCUACUUCUCAAAAAAGGAGAACAAAGAGUUGAUGUUUAAGGCUGUAACUCAUGCCAUAGUGCCUAUAAUAUGAAGGAGGACUGUAACAUGAAGACUAAUAAUUAGGACUAGCAUGCCUUGAUAUCAGUUUUGGAUCAACAUGAAGGAGUACUACGACUAGCAUGCCUUUGAUAUACUUAGUGCUUAACUGGACAUUAAUUUCAAUGCACGUACAAGAAUCUAGAAAAUUUCGUCUUUCUUCUCUUUGUAUGAGGAGUAAUGCCGUUCUAACCCGCACUACCGCCCGGACGACAUCAGGCAUGUGCGAUACCGAAAGUUGCACUACCCAACCGAAAGCUGCCGACCAUUCAGUUUUGAACUGACGUUGAUUAUGAUGAAGUGGAAAGUCCAUCAGCUUUGCUCGUCUAGUAGAUCAGCGUGAGUUUUGAACAAAGAAGCAGCGUGAGUACUUUUUCAUAUUGCUUCAUGGCCCUCGUCAAUGUAUCGCCUUAAUCGAAGAACAUCAUCAUGAUAGUGAUACUGAAUUGCCUCGAAGUCUUCACUUGCGUUCUUUGAAUUAGGUGUCGUGGGCACUUAUUUAAGCCAUGGAAACUUGUCACAAUAAAUUCAUAGAAACUUGGAUAUUCUGUCGUCUUCUUUGAGGGCGCAGCGCAUCGCAUAGUCUAGGAGCUGGUAUGCUAGCCAGUGGUCUGCACUUGCGUUCUUUGAAUUAGGUGUGAGCACUUAUUUAAGACAUGGAAACUUGUCACAAUCUUCAUAGAAACUUGGACAAAAUCUAUCAUUGUGUGUGUCUGUGUGUGUGUGUGUGUGUGUGUUGCCAAAUAACGUUUCUAACCUUCGACCAAGCGAGGGCAUGGAAUAUGCUCCAGGAGUAUUUGCGGCUGGUGACGAAGGCGUGAUGAUGAUAAUCCUCGGAUGCAUUGAGAAGUAUCAGAAAAUCAAGCGAAACCAAAGCAGUAGUGGAACGAGCAGUUAGAAGAUUCUGCUGGUUCAUCUAGUAGCCACUGAAUUCUGCUAGUAGCCACUGAAUUCUGCUGAUUUAUCUAGUGGACCCACACCUGAAACCAAAGCAGUAGUGGAGCGAGCAGUUAGAAGAUAUUGUAUGUAUCGCAAGUAAUUUCUAACCAUUGAUCAAUCAUAGACUUAUCGAUCAAGCAGUCAGGUGAGGGUAUCGUAAUGACGUCAUCGAUCCGGUGCUUCAAGCACAGGGCUGAGGCAGGAUCUAUUCUAAUUCUAAUUCUAAUCAUUGAUCAAUCAUAGACUUAUCGAUAAAGCAGUCAGAUGAGCAUAUCGCAGAGACAUCAGCACUCUAGAAAGAAACCACUCAUCUAAUACGUUUAACAGUACGAGGACAAGAUGAAACAAGAACCGGCGGAAAACUGCAAGUUUAAACUGACAUGAGUGCACCUCCAUUCUUAUGACAUAGUACAACAGUAGGGUUUUGAUUAAGGUUAUCGUUAUAUUAGAGUUAGAUAAGUAUUGGCAAUCUGCUUCAUCGUGCUCCUUCAUCUUCUGCUAUACUGAGUCGUGGUCACGUAGUUGUUAGCUCUAAUAUUUUUUGCACGGCCAACAUUUAUCCAGCAUUCCCCAAACUAACAAAGGGGGAUCGAUAGUAGAGUACUCAGGUUACAAGUUCUUAGUUGAUGAGGUGCGCAUGCAUGGAAAACGACAGUAAUCCCGUAGAUCCUGGAUUCUUCUGCAGCAGUCCCUUUUUCUAAAGCAAAGUAUUGUCCGAAAGGUUCUUUGUCAGCAAGCAAUGUGUAAUUUUUGUGCUAGUAGCACCUAGUAAGUUGUGCAAAAUGACGACCUCACGUGCCCUUCACGUUGUUCCAUUGUAGGAGUAGUUUGAUGUUGCAAUCAUUUUCCUAACCGUCUCUCGUUAAACUCGCAUAUUCACUGAGGACACGUUUCAGAAUAUUGAUUCGACUUCUGGAGCCCUGGCCGCUGCCUGUCGUAAGCCAGAAAUCUCUUAAUCUUAAUUAACACUACUUUGAAAGCAACUUAUUGUUCACUAUGAUUACUAUUAUUUACACGACUGAUCAUUAGGAGGACAGAGCUGUGGCACUGAAAUCGGUAGAAGAACAGACGGACGAAAUGUCAUUGCAUGUCGAUCACACGCCUGAUACUUGUAGCAC